Molecule: messenger RNA, 477 nt
Organism: Lathyrus sativus (Indian pea)
Lineage: Eukaryota; Viridiplantae; Streptophyta; Magnoliopsida; Fabales; Fabaceae
Source: the annotation of a GenBank genome assembly
AUGUUUUACAAUUGGUAUGGAUGUAUCCAUGAAUUUGCUGGUAGGAAGAGUAAGAUGGUAAUGAAUGUCAAUGGUGAAGUAAUUCAACAAACAUUUCUCUGCCAUAGGGAAAGCGCUAGAGAUGACAAGUACAACAAUUAUUCAGUUAAAAAGCGUGAACAUAAACCAACUAGCAGGUGUGACUGUUUGGCAAAAGUGCAAGUACAUGUUGACUUCAACAUUGAGCGUUGGUAUAUUAAAUUUUUUGAUGGUGUUUAUAACCAUACAUUUGCCGAUGAUAAGUAUGAGCAGAUGCUUCCUGCACACAGAAAGAUGAGCGAAUACGACAAAUACCAAAUUAAGACCAUGAGAAAAUCGGGCAUUCCAACCUUUCGGAUUGGUGGAUUUUUUGAAAACCAGACAGAAGGAUAUGGAAAGCUUGGUUACUCUAGGAGAGACAUGUACAACAAACUGUUUAAAAAAAAGGGUUCAAAGUAG